This is a messenger RNA of Vigna umbellata (rice bean), 1885 nucleotides long. The record is from RefSeq and is a predicted model, not a curated record. Lineage: Eukaryota; Viridiplantae; Streptophyta; Magnoliopsida; Fabales; Fabaceae.
UAUAUUUAUCUAAUAUUUAUAGUUACUUUCUGCUCCUUAAUACAAUCAUCUUCUUUGGAAAAAAUCCUCAUCGGUAGAUUAUGUGUAGCCUCAUUUCGAAGUCACACUGUCACUUGCCACACCUCCCUCUGCCACCCACUCGCACGAGCAAUGGAAUUGCGAGGGUGAGGAUGAGUGGGAGAAUGGAGGUGGUGUGUCGGGGAAUGUUGAAACCGAGGAAGUUCAUGCAGAGGAGGAGGAAACUGGAGGUUUUCAAGGAUCCUGCGGAUGAGGCUCAUCAGAAGAAUUGGAGGAGAAUCAUGACUGAAAUCGAUGACUCCGGUUCUGCUGUUUCUGUUCUCUCUUCCGAGAAUAUUAACAACCAGGGUGUUCCUAAAACCCUUAUUGUUGGUACCUUGAUUAGGUUUAAACAACUCAAGAAGUGGAACCUUGUCGUUGAGAUUCUUGAAUGGCUCCGGACUCAAAACUGGUGGGAUUUUGGUAAGAUGGAUUAUUUCAUGCUUAUCACGGCAUAUGGGAAGCUGGGAGACUUCAAUGGUGCUGAGAAGAUCUUAGCUUUGAUGAAUAAUAAUGGUUAUCCGCCAAAUGUUGUAUCUCAGACUGCUCUUAUGGAAGCAUAUGGAAGAGGAGGCAGAUAUAACAAUGCUGAAGCGAUAUUCCGAAGGAUGCAGAAAUGGGGUCCGGAACCUUCUGCUUUAACAUACCAGAUAAUACUUAAAACAUUUGUUCAUGGGGACAAGUUUAAAGAAGCUGAAGAAGUAUUUGACAGUUUACUGAAUGAUGAAAACUCGCCUUUGAAACCCGACCAGAAGAUGUUUAACAUGAUGAUUUAUAUGUUUAAAAAGGCUGGAAGUUAUGAAAAGGCCCGUAAGGCAUUUGCACUGAUGGCUGAACGAGGAAUUGAACAAUCUACAGUAACUUAUAAUAGCUUGAUGUCAUUUGAAACAAAUUACAAGGAAGUUUCGAACAUAUAUGAUCAGAUGCAAAGAGCUGAUCUCAGACCUGAUGUUGUGAGCUAUGCCCUACUCGUGAGUGCAUAUGGGAAGGCCCGGAGGGAAGAAGAAGCGUUAGCUGUAUUUGAGGAAAUGCUUGACGCUGGAGUCAGGCCAACUCGGAAAGCUUACAAUAUUUUACUUGAUGCAUUUUCUAUAUCGGGAAUGGUGGAGCAGGCUCGGACCGUGUUUAAGAGUAUGAGAAGGGAUAGAUUCUUUCCAGAUCUUUGCUCAUACACUACCAUGUUGUCUGCUUAUAUCAAUGCAUCUGAUAUGGAGGGUGCUGAGAAGUUUUUCAAAAGAUUGAUACAGGAUGGUGUUGAGCCUAAUGUUGUCACUUACGGAACCUUAAUGAAAGGGUAUGCUAAGAUAAACGAUCUUGAGAUGGUGAUGAAAAAGUACGAAGAAAUGCUUGAGCGGGGAAUAAAGGCCAAUCAGGCAAUUUUGACUACUAUCAUGGAUGCAUAUGGAAAAAGUGGAGACUUCGACAGUGCUGUUCAUUGGUUUAAGGAAAUGGAGUCUAAUGGAAUCUCUCCCGAUAAGAAAGCUAAAAAUGUUCUUCUAUCUUUAGCAAAAACUGAUCAAGAAAGGGAAGAGGUUAAUGAGCUCAUAGUGCAUUUCAGUGAAACUAAAAGUUUACCUAAUGGUAGUGGGGUUGUUAGAUUUGUUGAGGAAGACGAAGAAGAUAAUUAUGAAUAUUUUGAUGAUCAGCUGACCAAGGCUUACGUUGAACAUACUGCAGAGUGAAUUCGUUUUGCAAACUUUCAAGCGUCAUCAAGAGUAGCUCAAACGUGCCUUUAUCUAUCAACUUGUGUGUGUUUUCUUCAAUUCCAUCCUGUGUACGUGCCAAGUAACAAUAUUAGGUACAUUAGCUUACUUUUAAAAAUUUUAUA